ACCGACGUGCUUCUACCUUGCCCUCCCGCACCCCGCGCAGUCUUGGGCAUGGGCUUCACAGCCGAUCGAGUGGACUGGGCACUGCACGCCACGCGCUCAAGCGGUCUACAGCCCGCCAUGGAUCAUCUUCUUGCUCAUUCCGAAGAGCCAGUGCCCGACUACAAGAGCGCGCCUGCUCCAGCCACCACGGCGGGCGCGGCGGACUAUGAUGAUGAGGAUCAGGCGGCUCUGAUGGACAUGCUGGGCAAACAGGGUCAGAGCGCUCAAGAUGAGAUGAUCGAGGGUGCUCAAGAGGCAAAGAGCAUCAAAUGCGUGGAAUGCGGCAAGAUCCUCAAGUCGCCCGCCUUUGCCUCCUUUCACGCUGAGAAGAGCGGUCACACCAACUUUGAGGAGAGCACAGAAGAGGUCAAGCCUCUGACAGAAGAAGAGAAAAAGGCAAAGCUUGCUGAGCGUGAGUCGAUCAUUCCGCAGUAUUCGCUAUGGUGUGCCCCUCUCACUGUUGUACGCUCAACGACAUGUGAUUCCCCAUUCCGGCGCUUCACAGUUCGGGACAAGCUGGCAGCCAAAAGAGCAGCGCAGAGCAAGGAUGACGCCAAGGAGGCCAAGGCGAACGAGCAGAUCAGACGAAAAGCUGGAAGAGAUAUGGGAGAGGCUAGAGAGGAGAUGAAGAAGAAAGGUGAGCAUGCUGAGAACUGCAGUGCGUUGCGGAUCUCACGAACCUGCCCGCUUCUGAUCCCCCCACAAACACUGCCUAUCAUCUGCACAGAGGCUGUGAGAGAAGCUGAGAAGCGCAAAGCCGAAGCGCGAGCCGAUGUCGAGGCGAAGCGGCGAGUGCGAGAGCAGAUCGAGCAAGAUAAGCGCGAGAGGGCGGACAAGGCUGCUCGUGAAAAGGCUUUGCGCGAAGGAGGUCCAGUGCCCGUCUCUGCGCCAGCUGCAUCUAGCAAGCCUGGAGGAUUAGCAGCUGCACUUGCAGGUGGCGCAGGGGCAAACGGCGCGAAUAACAGCGAGGCACGAUUGCGGGUCAGAGCUCCGAAAGGAACCUGGACUGGAACUCUGCCGGCCGACAAGACGCUUGGCGAUGUCGCAAAGCAAAUUCAGGAGGCUGGAAUGGCUGACGGAGGACUGAAUUUCAGCACCACUUUUCCGCGCAAACAAUUCGGAUCAGCCGAGCUUGGCAAGAGCUUGAAGGAGCUGGGACUGGUGCCCAAUGCCGCGCUCGAGGCGAGCGCCGCUCCCUGAACGACGCGCGCUUCAUCGGACUAGAGUCAAGAGGUGCAGUGCGGAGGUCAACCACGACGUCUGGACUGCCUUGGCGUCCUUUUUUCUUUCUUUCCGCGCGCCGCGAGAAGCAGUUUCAUCCACAAGAUGUUGUCAGAUCAGCUCGACCUGUAAUAGAUUGAUCGUGAGGAAGCAUUCUUAGAUGGCAUGUGGACGAUCGCACACAAA
Ceraceosorus guamensis is the source of this 1446-nucleotide messenger RNA. RefSeq lists its product as hypothetical. NCBI's taxonomy places the organism in Eukaryota, Fungi, Basidiomycota, Exobasidiomycetes, Ceraceosorales, Ceraceosoraceae. The transcript is spliced from 5 exons. The record is from RefSeq and is a predicted model, not a curated record. Gene Ontology annotation, molecular function: protein binding. Bases 49 to 1239 code for a protein of 396 amino acids.